Pomacea canaliculata is the source of this 2136-nucleotide messenger RNA. RefSeq names its product sphingosine-1-phosphate lyase-like. Gene Ontology annotation, biological process: carboxylic acid metabolic process. The transcript has 12 exons. The coding region runs from base 316 to 1923 and encodes 535 amino acids. NCBI's taxonomy places the organism in Eukaryota, Metazoa, Mollusca, Gastropoda, Architaenioglossa, Ampullariidae. The record is from RefSeq and is a predicted model, not a curated record. Gene Ontology annotation, molecular function: pyridoxal phosphate binding; carbon-carbon lyase activity.
CGCCCACCGUGCAGUGCUUUUUAGUUUAAAAAUAUUAAUUGCCGAGCUCGAUCUGACAUGACUAGAGGCUCCUUCGUCUCUUGAUGUUCAGGAAUGUGCAUGACGGGCAUCCUCUAAACGACCAUCCUCAUCCUCGUUCUAGAAUUUACCUUCAUAUGUUAUAACUAGGGAACAGAAUCGUUCUUACAAGAAUAAUUUGGAAACCACUCACGGUCUUGUGAACUUUGAAACAUGUGAGUUCGCUUUUCAACUGUGCAACACCAGUGUUAUUCUUACUGUAAAACCCAACCCUUGUCGGGGGCUCGAGAAUUCAGCAUGCUGCUCCUCAUCGAACAUCUUCUCCUCUCUUUUUUCAUCGCUUCCCUCAUCGGCGUGUACAUUCGAGGCGGGCUUCGAGAACUGUUGCGGGUCGUUCUGAUCGGGGUGAAGAACAUACCCGGGGUGACUGAUGUGCUGGCUUACGUGCUGAGAAACGAGGCCGUGAAAUUCGUCCAUCAGUCCAGCAUCGGAGGAGGCAAUGGCCAGCGGCUCAAGAUCACCAUUCCAGAGAAAGGUGUGCCUAGUGACGAACUGCUGCGAAAGAUGCGAGAGAUGAAAGAAAAAGAGUUAGACCACGAGGAGGGGAAGAUAUUCGCCUACUCCUACACCCUUAACGACGACCACUACGCCAUACAGAAGGAUGUUUUCAACAUGUUUACAGAAAAGUUGGAGUUCUCAGAAGACCACGAGAAACUUGUUCGCGAAUUUCACCUGGCUUUUCUACAUGAAAACGCCCUGAAUCCCAUGAUCUACCCGUGCUUAAGGCAAAUGGAGACCGAGGUUAUCAGCAUGACCUCGUCCAUGCUGAACGGUGACAACGAGACGACAGGCUUCCUCACUUCCGGUGGCACGGAGAGCGUUCUCAUGGCGGUGAAGACAUAUCGAGACCGGGCUCGCAAGCUGUAUCCUCACAUUCUCUGCCCAGAAAUUGUGUGUCCGAUGACCCAACAUCCAGUAAUGGCCAAAGCAGCUCACUAUUUUGGUCUGACAAUCAAACACGUGCCUGUGGGCCCUGACUAUAAGGCUGACGUGAGGAAGAUGGAACAGAUGAUCAGUCCAAAUACAAUUUUGCUGACCUGUUCUGCCCCUCAAUUUUGCCACGGAAUUGUCGACCCUGUAGAUGAGUUGUCCACCUUGGCUAUGAAGUAUGGACUUCCACUCCACGUCGACGCCUGCUUUGGGGGCUUCAUGCUCCCUUGGAUAGAAAAACUGGGUUACCCAGUACCCAAAUGGGAUUUUCGGUGCCCGGGAGUAACAUCAAUCUCAGCUGACCUGCAUAAGUAUGGCUAUUGUGUAAAGGGAGCGAGCGCUAUCGUGUACAGAAAUUCGGAACUUCGCAAGUAUCAGAUAUUCACAUACUCCGAAUGGCCUGGAGGUCUUUACGGAUCACCGUCAAUGGCUGGUACCCGACCCGGUGCUAACAUCGCGUCCGCAUGGGCGUCUCUCCAGUGUCUUGGGCAGGAGGGCUUCCUGGAAAAAGCGAAGGAUCUGAUGGACAUCACCAACAUGCUGAAAGAUGGUGUGCACAAGAUAGAUGGCUUGACCAUCGUAGGUCAGCCCCACAUGACUUGCUUUGCUAUCACUUCAAAUACCCCGGAUGUGAACAUUCUCGCCGUCGCUGACGUCAUGGAGACGAAAGGGUGGAAGAUGGAGAGGCAACAAAAUCCGGACUGCGUGCACUGCUCCAUCCUCCCUCACCACAAGCACUCGGCAUCUGCUCUGCUGACAGACCUGGCACUGAGCGUUGACCAAGUAAAGUCCAACAAGUCUUUGAGCAAGACAGGUACUGCUGGCAUUUAUGGGAUGAUGGCCGCUAUCCCGGACAAAGCUAUCAUCAACGACUUCAUCACGGAAUUCUUCAGCGAAGUUUACACGCUUAAGUGAACAGUGAUCACAUUACUUUCUUCAUGUCUGCAGUUUCCUCUAGUGGGACUUCUUUUUGAGAAAUAUGUUAAUACUUUGUUCUAAAUACGCCAUGCUUCUUCUUUUGUCUGUUAAGUUCGCACUUACUUUCACAUUGUGAUAAUGUCUGAUCUCUUUGAAUGGCGAGGACAUUUUGUUCUCUGAGUCAUUCCAAAUAAAAACAACACGGAAGCA